GAGAUCGUCACACAGUUUUCAAGUUGACCUGACGGUUAUUCAUCGCGAUAAACUGGAGGAUGAUAAGAUGAUGCAGCUCUUGGCAGCUCUCAAGGCUGCCAGCUUGUCGGUGGAUGAAGUUAUCGAUUAUCUUGGAGCGGACCCUGUGAGGGGGCUAGACGAGAGCACAGCAGAGAGACGGCUACAUGUCCAUGGUCCAAAUGAAUUUGAGAUCAGCAAAGAGGAGCCAUUAUGGAAGAGAUACUUGGGCCAGUUCAAAGAUCCACUCAUCAUGCUGCUGUUGGUAUCGGCUGUGGUUUCCGUGGUGAUGGGGCAGUUUGACGAUGCUUUCAGCAUCACUAUGGCAAUCACCAUUGUUGUCACAGUGGCAUUUGUUCAGGAGUACCGCUCUGAAAAGUCUCUAGAAAAGUUGAGCAACAUGGUGCCACCCAUGUGUCGCUGCAUCAGGGAUGGCCAUGUGAAGGAGUUUUUGGCAAGGUCAUUGACCCCUGGUGACCUUGUUCAGCUGUCCAUCGGAGACAGGAUUCCUGCAGACAUGAGGCUGAUAGAGGCUGUUGACUUGGCAGUGGAUGAAUCCAGUUUCACCGGGGAGACCAAGCCUAGUAAUAAGACCACACAGAUUGUGACCAAGGACCAGAAUGGAAAGAGAACCACGAGAAAGAACAUUGCCUACAUGGGAACACUUGUUAGGAAUGGCCAUGGCAAGGGUAUUGUGAUUGGCACAGGGGAAAAUUCAGAAUUUGGAGACAUCUUCAAGAUGAUGAAGGCUGAAGAGGCACCUAAGACACCAUUACAGAAGAGCAUGGAUAGUCUUGGAAAACAGCUGUCUUUCUACUCCUUCUGUAUCAUAGGUUUUAUCAUGUUCUUGGGAUGGUUACAAAACAGAAAACUGCUGGAUAUGUUCACCAUUGGUGUAAGUCUGGCAGUAGCAGCCAUUCCAGAAGGCCUGCCCAUUGUCGUCACAGUAACCCUUGCUCUUGGAGUGAUGAGGAUGGCCAAACGUAGUGCAAUAGUCAAGAAGCUACCCAUUGUAGAAACAUUAGGUUGUGUGAAUGUAAUUUGUUCCGAUAAGACUGGAACCCUGACUAAGAAUGAGAUGACAGCUCUAAGCAUCCACACUUCGGAUGGCAUCCGAGCUGAGGUGACUGGUGUUGGGUACAAUGGAGAUGGGAUGGUAGUAGUUGAUGAUAUGCAUAUACUAGGUUACCAGUCUCCCUCCAUAGCUAGAGUAGUAGAGGCCUCAUGCGUAUGCAACAAUUCUGAGAUCCGUGACAAUGUUUUAUAUGGACAGCCAACAGAGGGAGCCCUUCUUGCCUUGGCCAUGAAAAUGCAACUCCAUCAUUCUAGGAGUCGAUACACCAGGCUGUCUGAAAUCCCAUUCAGUUCAGAAACCAAAUGGAUGGCUGUCCGCUGUCGACCUCAUGACCCCGCUCCUAACCUGUUGCCGAGCAACGAGGAGAUCUAUUUUGUGAAGGGGGCCCUGGAGCGGGUUCUGUCGAAAUGUCGGACUUACAAUGUCGAGGACAGAUCAGAGCCUCUCAACAAGCAAAAGAUUGAGGAGAUUAAAGAGGAAGGCCGUCAGAUGGGCGUGGCUGGACUUAGAGUUCUUGGCAUGGCUGUUGGGCCAGGAACGGAGAACAUGACUUACCUGGGUAUGGUGGGUAUCUUAGACCCUCCUCGUCCUGGUGUAAGGGAGGCCAUCGAUACACUACUCAGCUCUGGGGUAGCACUCAAGAUGGUUACAGGAGACUCGGCUGAGACGGCAAUUGCUGUUGGUAGCAGACUGGGUCUAUAUGCCAAAGGUUCUACAUCGCUGUCUGGUGAAGAAGUUGAAGACAUGAAUUUUAUUGAACUAACCAAGAUGAUAAAUCAGGUUACAAUCUUCUACAGAGCCAGCCCAAGACACAAACUGAAAAUUGUCAAGGCGUUGCAAGCCACUGGGGCUGUGGUUGGAAUGACGGGUGAUGGUGUGAAUGAUGCAGUAGCGCUCAAGACAGCAGAUAUCGGCAUCGCCAUGGGGAUAACAGGGACAGACGUGAGCAAGGAAGCAGCUGACAUGAUCCUCGUUGAUGAUGACUUUACCACCAUCCUGUCGGCCAUUGAGGAGGGCAAGGCCAUCUUCUACAAUAUCAAGAAUUUUGUUCGAUUUCAGCUUAGCACGAGUAUUGCUGCUCUGACCCUGAUAGCCUUGUCCACCAUGCUAAGUUUUCCCAAUCCAUUGAAUGCCAUGCAGAUCCUAUGGAUCAACAUCAUCAUGGAUGGACCACCGGCACAAAGUCUUGGAGUAGAACCUGUAGACAAGGAUGUUAUCCGUAAACCCCCUCGCCAGGUGCGCGACCCCAUGAUCACCAGGUCACUGCUUAUGAAUGUCAUCAUGUCUGCGACUAUCAUUGUAGCAGGUACUCUAUGGGUCUUCUGGAGAGAGAUGCAAGACAAUAUCAUCACACCUCGCGACACCACCAUGACCUUCACCUGCUUUGUCUUCUUUGACAUGUUCAACGCCCUCAGCAGUCGAUCACAGACCAAGAGCAUAUUCAGCAUUGGUUUCUUGACCAACCGGAUGUUUCUCUACGCAGUCGGAGGGUCAAUCAUGGGUCAGUUGCUGGUCAUCUAUUUCCCUCCGCUCCAAAGGAUAUUCCAAACAGAGGCAUUGACGGUACACGAUAUUGGCCUGUUGGUGAUGCUGACGUCAUCGGUGUUCAUUGUUUCCGAGAUCAAGAAAUGGUUUCAGCGGAGACUAGAGAAAAAGCGAACUCUCCCCGAGCCGUGCGACUUUGAAUAUGUCUGACCGUAAUUCUGUUCAUGGGUGUGCUAAUAUGCUUGUGCGUGCGUGUGUGUGUGUUUUGGUUUUGACCAAACUCUUACAUUUGAUUAAAAACCAAUUCAGUCCAUUAUCGUUUAUCUACUGCAAUUCUACAUAUAAAAUAUACAUGACUUAUAAUUGGCUUUCAUGGGUUGUACCUGCAAGGAACAUGUAUAGAAUGUUGAAAUCAAAAGCAUUUCACUUAGAAAUGUAAUAUUGAAAUGCACUUUUUACAUAGAAUGUUAUCAAAGCAAUGGCAUAUAGUAUUGCAAUCACCAAUAUGAAAAUAAAGACGUAUUGAAACGUAUGUUUAAAGCACUUUUGGGAAGACAUAUUAAAGCGUAUGUUUAUUAACAGCAUUUUUGGCGAGUCUUGUGUUCAUGUUUAGAAAAAUAGUAUUCAGGUGUUUCAUUUUUGUGGUUGUUGUGUCUUUUAAUUCUAUGGACUGUUUUGAACAACAUGCAAUGUAAUGCAAGCAUAAACAUGUUUUGUGAUACAUCAUUUCACAAUUUAGAUAUACUUUCAUGGAAAAUCACCCGAUUCAUUAUAUUUCCUGACUGCUAAGAAAGCAAAUAAUAUGCUUUAAUUUUAGCAACUAGUGGGCAUAAGAUAAUGCCUUUUAAAACUUUUUAGAACAUUCAAAUUAAUUGGUUGAAGCAGAUUAAGAGAAAGAAAGAUUUGAUAUUUAAAGGCUCAUAGAGAAUUCAAAUGGGUGUUAACUCUGAAUCUUGAUUAUAGUGCAAUUUGAGUAUAAAUAUCACAUCUAAAUAUAUGAAUCUUUUAUUUUGAAGAAAGGAUGCUUGCAUGGAAAACCACAUAUAAUUAAAAUUGCCCUUUAAAGGCAUUGUUUAACAAUAUUUCCAGUUUUACAAAUCUAAGAUACAUGGCCCUACAUGUUAUCAGUGUCUGUGAUAUGGUGUAAUAUUGAAG
Molecule: messenger RNA, 3733 nt
Organism: Strongylocentrotus purpuratus (purple sea urchin)
Lineage: Eukaryota; Metazoa; Echinodermata; Echinoidea; Camarodonta; Strongylocentrotidae
Gene: SPCA
Product: testis secretory pathway calcium transporting ATPase
Exons: 23
Coding region: 68-2788 (906 amino acids)
Biological process (GO): manganese ion transport; intracellular calcium ion homeostasis; calcium ion transmembrane transport
Cellular component (GO): endoplasmic reticulum; plasma membrane; Golgi membrane
Molecular function (GO): ATP binding; ATP hydrolysis activity; P-type calcium transporter activity
Source: RefSeq, a predicted model, not a curated record